UUUUCGUCUUCUUCACAAUUAAAAAGAAAUUCAAAAAUAUUUUUUUAAAAAAGUUAGAACCGAACUUGACUUGCAUGUUGGAGUUGUAUAAAUAUAGCAGAGAUUCCAAUCCAUUAACAGUCAUCAAAGUCUGGUCUUUUCUUCUUCAACCUUUUGGAUUCCUAAAUCGUCUAAGAAUAACAAUUUCUAAAGAUAAUACUCUUUAACGAGAGAAAACCAAAAAAGAAAACAAUUUUAGAAAUUCCUAAUUACAAAAAAAAAAAAACACAAACCUCUGUGUUCCUGUUUCUCCGGAUUCUCCCCGGCUCUGUGCUUUUCCAUCUCCUCUCGGAGAUGUUACUCUUCUUCCCUCUUUUGUGUUCUUUUUGUUUUCUGGGAGAGAUUUUUAUGAAGCUUUGAGUUUUUAUUUUUAUUUUUCUUCAAAGCUUCCCACAGGGAAUCCCAAAGGACGAAAAUUUCUCGGAGCUAUGGCUGUUGAAGAGAUGGAGAAACAGAUCAAAGGAAGCCACGAGAAGUCAGAGACGGAGAACAACGACUUAGGCAUCGAGGAUCCGUCGCCAAGAUGCGUGCUUGAAAUUCCGGUAACGAGUUCAGAUUCCGAUAACAGCAGCAGCAGCAGCAGUUGUAGCUCGUGCUCGCCUGAUAAAUCAUCGUCGCCAUUAUCGACGGCUCCUACGAACGGUCGUCAAUGGAACAAGAUGAUCGAGUCUAUCAAGAAGAAGUCCAUAAGGAGAUUCUCAGUCAUCCCUCUCCUCGCGAGCUACGAGCUCACCCGCAAAAACAUGCGGCGGAAACAGCCCAAGCUAUCUCCGGCGUCGGAAAACGAAAUCGACUGCGAUCAAAUCCUCAUCGCUAAACCCUCCUGGCGGAAUUUUACCUACGAAGAGCUCGUCGCCGCCACCGACAGUUUCAAUCCCGAGAAUAUGAUUGGGAAAGGAGGACAUGCGGAGGUGUACAAAGGGGUUUUACCAGACGGGGAGACGGUGGCGAUCAAGAAGCUGACGAGACACGCCAAGGAGGAAGAAGAGAGAGUCAGCGACUUCUUGUCGGAGCUUGGGAUAAUCGCACACGUCAACCACCCAAACGCAGCUAGGCUUCGCGGUUUCAGCAGCGACCGCGGUUUGCAUUUUGUGCUCGAAUACUCUCCUCAUGGCAGCCUCUCGUCUCUACUCUUUGGAUCUGAUGAGUGUUUGGAUUGGAAGAAACGGUAUAAAGUGGCUCUGGGUAUAGCUGAUGGUUUGAGUUAUCUUCACAACGAUUGCCCUCGACGGAUCAUUCACCGUGACAUCAAAGCUUCCAACAUUUUGCUCAGUCAAGAUUACGAAGCUCAGAUAUCGGAUUUUGGACUCGCUAAGUGGCUCCCAGAGAAUUGGCCUCAUCACAUUGUUUUCCCCAUCGAAGGCACAUUCGGAUAUCUAGCUCCAGAGUACUUUAUGCACGGGAUUGUUGAUGAGAAGACGGAUGUGUUUGCGUUUGGGGUAUUGCUUCUAGAGAUCAUAACUGGUCGGAGAGCUGUCGAUACAGCUAGCAGGCAAAGCAUUGUGAUGUGGGCGAAACCGCUUCUGGAGAAGAACAGCGUGCAAGAAAUAGUUGAUCCUAAGCUAGAAGGUGACUUUGACGAAACCGAGAUGAAAAGGGUGAUGCAAACCGCUUCGAUGUGCAUACACCAUGUAGCCAAUAUGCGUCCUGAUAUGAACCGGUUGGCGCAGCUUUUGCGUGGAGAUGACCGGUUAGCUGAGCUGCAACAGAAACCAUGCGGAGCAAGAACAGUGAGUCUCGACGAUUGUGACCUACAAGAUCACACCUCUUCCUCGUACCUUAACGAUCUCACUCGGCAUAGACAACUCUUGAUGGAGUGAAGCGAUCUGAUGAAAGGAAAGUGAACCCUUUAAAACAAGAACAACAACAAAACAAAAAACGUUUCCUUUUUCCCUUUUUCGUGCAUGUGAAUUUUUGUUUCAUCUUCUCCAUUGUAAAAAUCUCCAAAGGAGGGAUAAUGUUGUAUGUAUAAUUUGCCUCUAGCCUCAGCUUAUGCUUUUCUCUAUCUCUGUUUUCUUCAUGUGAGUUUCGAAAUCCGGAUGAUUAAAUCUAAAGAUCAACUUUGUAAUCUCUGAAUAGGUAAAAAAUAUUAGUUUUCUUUGUAACAUGAAUUUAUUUUAAAAGUAAAUGGUGAAAAACAAAGUAUAUAGUCUCAUUGGUUUAGUCUUCUGAGAUUCACAGAAAGCAAAAAAAGAAAAAAGAUGGAAACAGAAACAAUCAUACAAGGAGCAAUUUUGCUAAUAACCUUCGUUGUGUUCUGGGCGAUGAAGUAUCUCUCUCAACAAGGCUUAACCAAGUUCCGAAGCAAACACCGAGCCACACUCCAAACGCAGCGUAAGCUAAUCCAAGCCUCUCGCCUCCUCGCUCGGGCUCGAAGCACCCCUAAGAAAUCCCAAUCUCAAUCUCUCGCCAAGACGGCGCUCACCGAAGCCGACACUGUCAUCGCGAUUUCUCCAGACGAUGCCGCCGGCCACAUCGUCCGCGCCCUAGCCCUAGAUCUGCUCGGCCACCACACCGCCGCUCUCAAAUCGUUUGAUACGGCGCUGACUUAUCCGCGACUGAAGUCUCUUUCGGCGGGAGAACGCGCAGAUGCGCUUGUGAAGAGAGCUGAGAUGAAGCUUGCUGUGAAUCGGCGACGGAGGAAUGAUUCUGCGAUCGAGGAUCUGGAAGAGGCGAUGAGGCUCGCCGCCGGCACAGACACGGCGAGAAUAUUCCGUCUACUGGGAGAGUGUUAUGAGUACAGGGGCUUCAAAGAAAAGGCCCAGUGGGCUCUUAACGAAGCAUUAAAAGCCCAACAGACUAAGGACCAGACUAGUUCGUAGCUUUUUUCUUGCAACUUCUUAGAUUUCACUUUGUAACCUGCUAUUUUUGAUUAUUUUCGGUUCGUGACUAUUGAUUAGGAAUCUUCCCAUUGGUGACCCUAAACUAUUUAUAUGUACUGUGUGCA
This is a messenger RNA of Thlaspi arvense, 2986 nucleotides long. Lineage: Eukaryota; Viridiplantae; Streptophyta; Magnoliopsida; Brassicales; Brassicaceae. The record is from the annotation of a GenBank genome assembly.